Messenger RNA from Punctularia strigosozonata HHB-11173 SS5, 3432 nucleotides. RefSeq lists its product as uncharacterized. Bases 184 to 3210 code for a protein of 1008 amino acids. Lineage: Eukaryota; Fungi; Basidiomycota; Agaricomycetes; Corticiales; Punctulariaceae. The transcript is spliced from 2 exons. The record is from RefSeq and is a predicted model, not a curated record.
CCUUCCGCUCUCUGCUCCCCGGCGUCCGCGACGCAUCCUCACGCUCCUUGUCUCCCGCCACGCCCGCACGGCCACUGCUCGCGACGACCGACAUACCACGCCCUGCUCUGACAUACCGCGCCAGCACUUCGCCCCCCUCGUCAUGUCGAGCGAUAGCCGCGUCUGAGUCUGACGACCGUGCCCAUGGCGCACAGCACUCACGACCGCGACGCCCACCACCACGCGAGGUCCUCCUCCUCGCACUCCGUUCGCAGCCAUCGCUCGCUGCCCCAUCUCUCCGUCCACCCUCAGCCCGGAGCACCGCCCAUGCCCAACCGCCCGCCUUUGUCUCGUCAGUCCAGCUCGCCGAUGGGCCCUCGCCCGCCUGGCACGGCCUCUCCCCUCUCUGGGCCCCCUCCAGCCGCCUCCUCGCCCUCCUCGUCCAGCUCGCCAGCCACCCUCCAGCCGCCCCCCUCCGCAUCCAGGGCUCGCUCGCAUUCCCCCGCGGCCUCCCACACCGAACGCGGCUCAGGCGGCCGACGUCCUUCUACCGCACAAGAAGCCUCUUCUUCCCGCCCUACCGCCCGCCACGAACCCUCGAGCUCCCGCCGACCGGCCACCUCCUCGCCGGCCACGCCAUCGGCAUCGUCUGUCCCCGCCGCUACCCCGCUCUCCGAGGCCGCCUUGAAAGCCUACUCGGCCCGCUACCUGUCCUCGUCCCACCCGACCAGUUCCCGCAAGUCUUCGGGCAACGCCUCCGACUCGGGCGCCUCCGUGCUCGACAUGAAGCGCCUGCUCAGCAAGCCCGCGCCUUCCUCCACGCGCUCCGCGCCGUCCGAAGCGUCCGAGCCGCCGUCCGUCCCCCGCGCAGGGCCCUCUCGCGGCCGGUACACCAGCGCAGCCGAACCCAAGACGGCGUCUUCGUCCACCGCGAGCGCGCAACGCAGCACGCACCGGUCGGCGAGCUACACCGCGUCCGCAUCGCACUCGCGCGCCGCCCCCACGCUCAAGCCCCAGGAUCCUUCCCCUUCUCCCCGCCGCUCCAGCUUUUCCGCGCGAAAGUCCGUCCCGUCGGACAAGGACAGGGACAGGGACAGGGACCACCGACCGGCCGCGCUCAAACACCGUUCUAGCCACAGCACCAUGCGCCCCUCGCAGGCGACGCCGACCGCGGGCUCGUUCCCCACAUCCGUCCACAGUCCGCGACGCGCCACCACCGCGCCCGAGCCAGCCUCCCGGAGCCCGCGCCCUCCGACCGAACGGAACGAGAGUCCGCUCCCGCGGAGCGUCACGCCAGCCGGGGCGAUCAUGCUCGCGUACAAAGAGCAGGAGAAACGUCGGUCGCAGCUCGCCAUGCUGGCAGGGGAACAGACGCCGGAAGCGACGACGACGAGACCCGCGCAGAGCCCGAAUCCGGCAAGCUCGCGCGAUUCGAACGGGAGCGCCGCCGGGGUGUAUUAUACGGUGUUUGGGAACACGUCGGGGAAGGUGGUCGCCGUCGGCGGGCCGGAGGACGACGCGUGGCGACUGAACAUGGACGCGUACUACGGCUGGGACGCGCCCUCGCACAAGUCGGCGAGCGUCCACGCCGGGAGCGGGAGCGGGAGCAGCGGGGUGAGACGCAGCUUGUCGCGGAAGGUGUCGGCGCGGUGGAGGAGGGCGAACGUGCGGGGCGAGUCGUCGCCGUCGACGUCGGGGACCGGGACGGAGGACAGGCGCGCCGAGGCGCCGAGGCAGAGCCUGCAGGAGCGUCGGUCGGCGAGCUUGCCGAAGGAACGCCGCAAGUCGCUCCGGUUGUCGAUCGACGGCUACGUCGACAUGGCCGCCGUCGCGAGCCCCUUGCCGUCCGCGCGGAACGGUGCGCCGAGCGCGGGGACGCCCAAGGCCAAGCUCCGCAAGCAGCGCGACAAGGAGAGCAGGGAGGACGAGCAUUCGCCCGGGGGAAAGCUGUGGAAGCUCAUGAAGCGCAUCAGCACCGGCGGGCUGAGGGACAAGUACAGCAGCGCGAGCCCGGAGGUGUCGCCGCCGCCGGUGCCCGCGCUCCCGCGCGACUUGCCAGCGCACAGCCGGACGACCACGCAGACGUCGCCGUCGUCGGACAGCCAGGGCUCGAGCCCGAACCCGCUCACGCGCUACCUCUCCCCAAGACCGAGCAUGACCGCGCUCCGCAGCACACCCCGGACGCCCGUGCACCCGCGCAGCUCGUCGGGGCCGGCGCCGACGACGUCCAGCGGACGCAAGUCGACGCGGACGACGAGCACCACCGGACCGCGGCCGAGCACGACGACGCGCUCCUCGUCCCCGAUCUCGUCCUCCGACGUCGCGUCCUCCUCCCGCUUCUUCAAGAGCAACGUCUCCUCGCGCUCCUCGAGCUCGUCUUACGGCGAGGAGAUCCAGAGCACCACGCACGGCACCGCCGCGAUCGGCAAGUACAUCAUACCGCCCGGCCAGCUCGAGGAGCUGCACAAGCUCGACCUCAGCUUCAUGAAGAACCCGGACCCCGCGAAGCGCUCGCCCACCGCCGCUCGUAGCCGACAAGCGGACGACUCGCCCCCGCCCAUCUCCGCCGUCGACGCGCAUCCCGCCCCGCUCGCGCCCCCGCGCUCCGCCCGCCGCGCGUUCCGCUCCGAGUCGCCCGAGAUCCCGUCGUUCUCGACCGACGGCCCCGUGAACGACUUUUCGGCGGCGGCGCGGACCAAGCGCGCGCGGCACGUCACGUCCAGCUUUGGAGCGCGCCCCGCGACCUCGCCCGUCACGGGCUCCUUCCCCGCGUCCGAGUUGGGCGCGCUGUCGCCGCCCCCGCCGCGCCCGGCGAAGAGCCCGCGCCGGCCCUUGUCGGCCGCCGUGGCCCCGACCACGCCGCUCAUCCCGCCGCUGGCGCCGCUGCCGACGAUCACCAUGGACCUCGAGGCCGUCGCCGCCUCUCGCGAGCGCCACGACGAGGACAACGAGGACGACCGCCAGAGCCGCGCCGUUCGCACGGCCAGCAACGCCUCCACGAUGAAAGACGGUCGGCGGUCCCGCUCGCGCUCGCAGGCCCCCGCCCCGUCGCCCGUCACGUUCCGCGAGCUCGGGACGUCGCCCGCGCGGCUGCGGUCCGAGCAGGAGAAGGCGCGCAUGUGGGACGCGCUCCUGGAGCGCUCCGAUCGCGCCGGCGGCACCCUCCGCGUCGGGGGCGACGACGAGCUGCCGUCGGACAGCCUGCGGCUGUCGACCUUUUCCGACUUCUGAGGCGGGGCCCCGGUGUCCUCUGUGUGUAGCAAAAAAUGACCGUGCCUCCGCGAUAAAGUAGUAGUGUGUUUUAUAUGGUUUUCCGUCUCCGUCGCUUGCUCAUUCCUCUCUCUCUCUCUGCUCCUCUUACGCGUCUGUAUAAUCGCACGUUCCUCGUAUACCCGCCCACAACCCCUGCCUGUUCCUGCCUGCGUGUUAUACAUAGUAGCCUGCAAUGCGAAU